CUGCCGCUGGGGAAGCUGGGGACGCGCAGCAUGAUGGAGUCCCGCCUCAAGCGGCUUGCCACAACCCUGAUGGAUGCCACCACGGACAAGGACCCCCUGGUGCAGGAGCAGAUCUACAAUGCCCUGUGCUACCUGGGGGAGUCUGAGCCCGAGGAGAUCCUCCACGCCUGCGACGAGUACCUGCGGCAGCACGACAAGCUGGCUUAUCCUCACCGGGUGAUCAUCCUGAAGGCCAUGGAGACGGUGGUGAGGAACAACAUCAGCCUCUUGGACAAGAGCACAGUGAAGGUGGUGAUCUUCCUGGCCUCUAAUGAGAUGACCAAGUCAAAGGAGGUGAUCAGGGACUGGCAGCAGGCUGCCAGCAGUGUGCUGGUGGCAGUGGGCCAGUGCUUCAUCAACAAGGUGAUGGAGGAGGUGCUCACCAAGUUCCAGCCUGGCAUCCUGCCUCACUACUUCGUCCUGCAGACCUUCGCCAACCUCUCGGUGUCCAACGUGUUUGGAAUGGUGCCUUUCCUCAACUCCAUCCUUGGGACCAUGCUGCCCAUGCUGGGGAUGGCCAAGCAGGACCACAUGAAGGCUGUCUUCUGCUAUGCUCUGCAGCACUUCAGUGAGAGCAUCCAGGAGUACCUGGCCAACCUGGACCAGGCCCCGGACCCCACGGUGCGGAAGGACACCUUCUCCAACGAGCUCUUCAGCGCCUACGAGGUGCUCUUCAGCAGCUGGCUGCAGCACCGGGAGCCCAAGCUGCGCCUGGCUGUGGUGGAGGCUCUGGGCCCCAUGAGUCACCUGCUGCCUGCUGAGAAGCUGGAGGAGCAGCUGCCCAGGCUGAUCCCAGGCAUCCUCUCGCUCUACAAGAAGCACACAGAGGCCUUCUACAUAUCCAAGAGCCUCUGCCAGAUCCUGGAAGCCUCGGUGGACAUCGGCAGCCGCAGCCUCGACGCCCAGCUGGACGCUCUCCUGGCCACCCUGCACCCCCAGAUCUGUGUCCCUGCAGACCCAGCUGUGCCCUUGACUGUGAAGAACCACACCGAGGUCCUUCGCUGCUUCACCGUCUUGGCCUGCUCCUUCCCUGACCGUGUCCUGGCCUUCCUCCUGCCCAAGCUGGAGAGCAGCAGCGAGAGGACUCGUGUGGGGACCCUGCUCAUCAUGAGGCAGAUCAUCAACAGUGCCUCCUCUCAGAUGGAGAUCAAGAAGCCCUUUAUUAUGUCAUCCAUGAGGCUGCCUCUGCAGGACAGCAGCAACAAGGUGAAGCGUGCCGUGGUGCAGGUGAUCAGCGCCAUGGCUCACCACGGCUACCUGGAGCAGCCCGGCGGGGAGGCCAUGAUGGAGUUCCUGGUGCGGCAGUGCGCCCUGCCCUCGCAGCCGCCCAAAAAGCAGCCCCUGGACUUGGAUGACCUCACCAGUGACAGUGUCCAGAGCAUCAGUGUCAACACACUCUUCCUCCUCAGCACCACCGUGGACAGGAUGAACAACGUCCUGUGGCCAUACCUCCUGGAGUUCCUGACCCCCAUCCAGUUCACCAAUGCCCUCACCCCGCUCUGCAAGAGCCUCAUGUGUUUGGCCAUGAAGAAGCAAGAGGAAGGAGACAACAGCUCCCUCAUCCGCUACGACCUCAACGCCAAUCUUCCUUCACCCUAUGCCCUGACAACGAGGCUGCUGGUGGUUUCCUCCCAGCCCUACGCCGGGGACAGCCGGGGGGCGGCCGCGCUGCGCCUGCUGGGUGUGCUGCACGCCAGCGUCCACCCCGCGCUGCAGCCGCUCUGGGCCAAGAAGGUUCCUCUCUUGGUGGAGCACAUAGAAGAGAACACUGAGAAGUCCCUGUCCCAGAAGGAGUGGGAAGAGAAGCUGCUGCUGUUCCUGCAGGAGACGCUGGUGGCCGUGGCAGACGGCGCCUGGAGCUGCCACUUUGUGACGGAGAUGUGCCGGCAGCUGGCCAGCUACAACGGCUUCCCCCUGGAGAAGAACUUCCUCUAUAAAUGCAUUGGGACCACGCUUGGGGCCUGCACCAGCAAGGACCUGGUGCAGAAGCAGCUCCAGGAGCUCCUGGAGACAGCCAGAUACCACGAGGAGGCAGAAAGGGAGGGCCUUGCUUCCUGCUUUGGGAUCUGUGCAAUAAAUCACCUGGAGGAGACCUUGGCCAAGCUGGAGGAGUUUGUUCGCUCUGAUGUCUUCAAGAAGUCCGUGGGGCUCUUCAGCAUCUUCAAGGACCGCAGUGACAGCGAGGUGGAGAAGAUCAAGAGCAGCCUGAUCCUGUGCUACGGCUACGUGGCUGCCUACGCGCCCAAGGAGCUGCUGCUGCCCCGGAUCGAAGCCGACAUCCUGAAGAACAUCUUCCAGUACUUCAACACCAAGGUUCUGGGCAUAAAGGUAGAGACCAAGGACCUGACCCUGAAGCUGUGCCUGAUCAGGAGCAUCUGCAUGAUCAGCCAAGCCAUCUGCAGCGGCCUCAAGGGUGGGGACUUCGUCUUCUCCCGCAAAGCUGAGCUGGUGGCACAGAUGGUGGAGCUGAUCAAAGCGGAGCCGCCGGAGGCGCUGCGGACGCCGGUGCGGCAGCGAGCCAUGGUCGCCUGCACCUACCUGGUCGUCCUGGAGCCCCACCUCAGUGACCCUCACAGGACAGAGCUGCUGGACACCUGCCUGGCUGCUGUGCUGGCCCUGCCUCCACUGGACAGGGAGGAGAAUGGAGAAGAUGCUCUCAACAAGGAGGUGCUGUAUGGUGACACCAUCGAUGCCCUCAAGGACCUGCUGAAGAGUCUGCUGCAGAGGAGCCUGACCCCACAUGGGCUGCAGGACAUGUUUGCACAUCUGGGCCCCUGGAUCAAGUCAAGCAAGGAGCACGAGCGGCAGCGGGCGGUGGAGGUCAGCGCUGCCCUCUUGGACUUCUACCUGAGCAAGCUCAAUGUCAGUACAGUCAUCCCCUUCUACAACCUGGGUGUCCUCAUCGCCCUCUUCUCGCCGCGCUGCUCCGACUCCCUGGCCAGCGUCCGGCAGCACGCCGUGGACUGCGUCCACUCCCUGCUCUACAUCCAGCUCUGCUAUGAAGGUUUCGCCCGGGAUCACCGAGAUGAGAUGGUGGAGGGGCUGAAGGCUCUGAAGAAGGGUCUGGAGGAACCUGACUUCACUGUUCUCUUCCAUACCUGCACCAGCAUUGCCAUGGUGGUUGGGAAGCGCGUCCCACCGGACCAGCUGAUGAGCCUCCUGCUGGCCUUGUUCGAGGGGCUGGCGGACCCUGACAAGAACUGCUCCCGAGCAGCCACCGUCAUCAUCAACUGCCUGCUCAAGGAGCGUGGGGCAGCCCUGCAGGAGAAGGUGCCUGACAUCAUGAGCAUCAUCCACAGCAAGCUGGAGGAGGUGGACGAGGAGCACAUCCGGAAGGCUGCCCAGCAGACUGUCUACAUCCUGGCUGCCCAGCACAAGAGCCUGGUGGUCUCCAGCCUGCUGGGCACCUCCCUGCCCUUUGACAGCCACACCUGCACCAUGUGGAGGUCCCUGGCCACGGAGCCCACCCUGACCAGGCAGAUCCUGGAGCAGCUGCUGGAGAGGAUGAGCCGGGACGUGCCCUACAAGGAGAGCAAGAGCUUCCUGCUGGGCAGCGGCACCGAGCGCGUCGCCACCCUGCUGCCCCUGGCUGUCAUAUCUGCUCUGUAUGAGAUCAUGUCUGCUCCAGAGGCUGGCCCAGCAGUCCUGGACCUCUACCCAGCCCUCUUUGUGACCCUGCUGCUGCGUGUCAGCAGCACCCUGGGUGUGCAGCUCCCCAAGAACCUGCAGAGCAAGGAGAGGAGGGGCAGCAGUCAGGGCCCUGCUCUCAGGAGCCUUCAUCCCUGCAGCUGCGCCGUGGAGACGCUGCAGGUGAUGCUGGCCCGGGGCGGCAGCGAGGAGGUGGCCAGGGCCGUGGGCAGCGCCGGCGGCUGGGACCUGCUGGCGGCUCCGGAGAGGCACCACGACGGCGUCGCCCUGCUCGCCGGGGCCAUGGCACGGCUGGCAGGCCCGCGGCUGCCCCUGGUGGUGAAGAACCUCCUGCCCAGCCUGAGCAGCAUCUUGGAGAGCCAGAGGGUCACCACCACUGCCUUCUUCGCCGAGCUCCUCAACAGCAACGUGGUGAAUGACCUGAUGCUGCUGGAGACCAUGAUGGACAGCAUGACAGGGAGGCAGAAGGACAGCUGCACCCUGGUCAGGAUGCUGGCGCUGCGAGGGCUCGGCAACAUCGCCUCGGGGGCGCCGGAGAAGGUCAGAAAACAUGGAGCCAAGCUCUUGGCCUCCAUGGUCAAUGGUAUGGAUGACAAAGAUGACCCCCACAACCUGGUUGCCCUUGAGGCCAUGUCCAGUCUCUCCAAGCUCCUGGAUCACCUGGAGCAGAGGGACAUCCAGUCCAUGCUGCUCCACGUCGCCAUCAGGAUCCGGCCCUUCUUCGACAGCGAGCAGCCUGACCUGCGCCGCUCCUCCAUCCUCCUCUUCGGCAACCUGAGCAAGCUGAGCGAGGGCCAGGGCGAGGUCUUCCUGGAGCAGAUCCUCAACGGGCUGGUGACCCUGCUGCUGCACCUGCAGGACCCCCGGCCCGACGUGGUGAGGGCCUGCAAGUUCGCGCUGCGCAUGUGCGGCCCCAGCAUGGGCUGCGAGGGCCUGCGGGAGAUGUUCCGCAACCACCUGCGGGAGGACCGCGGCCUGCACUACGGGGAGUUCAUCAACCACGUCUGCAAGCACCUGAUGCAGAGUUACCCUGAGAUGCUGAACCGCCUGAUCUCCACCAACCUCUUCUACUUCAAGAGCAGCUGGGUGGACAUCCGGGCAGCAGCUCCCAUGUUCAUCGGCUUCCUUGUGCUGCAUGUGGAUGAAGACCACUGUCAGCAGGUGGACCUGGACCCACUCAUCUCAGCCCUGAACCUGCUGCUGAAGGAUCCUGUCCCUGCCGUGCGUGUGAAGGUGGCAGAGACCCUGGGGCGCCUCGUCAGGGUCCUCUGAGCCUGGGGG
This is a messenger RNA of Dryobates pubescens (Downy woodpecker), 4968 nucleotides long. It is a transcript of the gene MROH1, whose product is annotated as maestro heat like repeat family member 1. The record is from RefSeq and is a predicted model, not a curated record. Gene Ontology annotation, cellular component: cytoplasm. Lineage: Eukaryota; Metazoa; Chordata; Aves; Piciformes; Picidae. Bases 31 to 4959 code for a protein of 1642 amino acids. The transcript has 42 exons.